AGGAGGGGAGUGAGAACUCUAAAGAGGAGGAAAAAGAAGAAAAAGAAGAAGAAGAAGCAACCGCCUUUUCGCCGGCGCUCAUCUAAAAUGGAAAGGCAAAUUUUCCGAACCAAGCUCACGGAUAAAGAGUUGCUCCUUCCCAAUUUCACAGUUGCUGCAGGACAUGAGAACUUGAAACAACAUCUUGAGAAUCGUGAAUCACAUCGGAAACGGCAAGACGAACGAUAUGAGGCUUUCUCGCGUUGAAGCCUAAAUACACAUGCGGGGACUUGAACCACUGUGGUGGAAUUUGUGCGACGCGUCUUUCUCCACCAACCAACGACCAGAGUGCUCUGGUCCAAACUGAACUAUGUAACUCUUUGACGUGAAGAGAAUGAAAGGUGUCUCUAUUUAUUCAGAGAUCACCAAUACCAUUCUUUCUUCUGUUCAUCCAACCCAACCGAAUCAUAGGAGCACAAACCCGAACCCAAGCGAUGAUCACGACGAUGACCAUGACUACCAAGAGCAUCACCAAUCCGCCGCCAGCAGUGGCAAGCAUCGUCCUAAAGAGUGUGGCCACUAUUCCAGCUUUUAUCCCUUUGUAAAUGAAGACGCUCAAUACGAAAGUGAAUUUAACAGGCCAAUAAAGUCUGUGGCUGCCUUCCCUAGUACAACAAAUAUUUCAUCAUCGCUUACCCUAAAAACAGCCACAACAACCAUUGUUUCUGCUUCCGGGCUCAUUGCUACGCAAUCACUGAGCUCGCCAUUAUUGCGGCCAUUAGCAUCGCUCUCAUCCUCAUCUCCAUCGUCAACCACUACCCCGACUAACCUCUUCGCCGGUCGAGAUCUGCAUAACCAGCUUUUACCCUAUAGAAAUCAGUAUAACCACUAUCACCUCCACCAACAGCAUCAGCAGCUAUUACUGCACCAACAACAACAGCAACAACAACAUCAACAACAACAGGAAGACCUCGAACAGUUACACGUCGAUCUUCAACAACAACAGCAACAACAGGAGCAACAACAGCAACAAAAUUCAACCCUUUACAUUCCUGCGGCCCGGCGAUUGGGACCCUUGUAUUCAGGCUUCUCUGGUGGCGGGGGGGAGACGCCGACUUCAUCCCCCAUUUUGGCUUCAUCAUCUGUAUCAGCACAAGAAAUUGACAACAACGAAUCAAGCAACGCUGGUGAAGUGCCUAGUGAUAGUUCACCCCCGUAUUCCCUAAACUUAUUAAGUGCUCAAGCUUGUGACCCCGACCCUCACGAAAGGGCCAUGGCGGCCACCGCUUCUUAUCAUACCUCUAGUCAUUUCUCCAGUUUACCUUCGCCGAACUCGGACAGUCGGCGGCCUAAUUCCGUUGUUCCCUCAAUUGUGGAUACCAAACCGAUCACCUCAGUCACCCCCGGGGGACUGCCGUUUUGGGGCAAUGAUUAUCACAAAUACUCGGCCGCCGGAUCGGCGGCUGCCGCUGCCGCAGCAGCAGCCUGUUUGCCCCCGGGUUCGUCAAGUGUCAGUUCUCCCGAGUGCCAAGUGGGCGGAUUCUCCUCGCAUCAAGCCGCGGCAGCCGCGGCUGCCGGCUGGAAUUAUCCACAUCCUGGUCAAUACGCUGCGGCGCUGGCCCCUCCCCCGUCAGACGCAGCUGCCGUUGAAGCUGCCCGUGCCAGAGCUCAUAUGAACGAGGCCAAUGCGGCCUCGUCGUUCCACGCAGAUUAUAGCAGAUUACAAUACACGCACGAUACCGCAGGAAUUUAUACACAUCCGCACGGUUUUUUCUUUCCUCCCUCCGGACUUGGUGGUCCCCUAGAUCAUUGGACGGGCCAUGUGAGUGUCAGAAAGAAGCGCAAGCCGUAUUCCAAGUUCCAAACCCUUGAACUAGAGAAGGAAUUUUUGUUCAAUGCAUAUGUGUCAAAGCAGAAACGAUGGGAACUGGCUCGAAAUCUCAAUCUAACUGAAAGGCAAAUCAAAAUCUGGUUUCAAAACCGAAGAAUGAAGAGCAAGAAGAACAACCAAAGACAACAAAAUCAUCAGAGUCAGCCCGAUUCUCAACAUUCUUCUUCCUCGACUUCCUCCACAAAUCAACAGCAACAACAGCAGCAGCAACAACAGCAACAGCAACAGCAGCAAGUUGUUCCUGGCCCAAGUGGUUCCACUGGAUCUAGCAGUGUCCUCACACCCCACCAUCAUCAUCAUCACCAUCACCAUCAUCCAAAUAGCGUUUUAACGAACCCAUUGCACAAAGGACAUUAACUACAGUACUGCUACAGUAGAGCGAGCCAACCAACAGCAACAAGCUACUAGUGUUGUUAGUACUGCUCCUACUACUUACAAUUACCAAUGUUAUCCUGCAUGUCUUUUUGCUCAUUACUCUCACAUCCUCCUAGUACUACGACAACUUUAGCCAGAGUUGAGACCUUCAGAUCUAACUAAUACAUCAACAAACAUAAACAAACAACCCCUCCCUACCUACCCACCCAACCAACCAACCAACCACCUCUUUCGUGGCCAUAUCAUCAUCAUCAAUUAUAUCCCAAUUCUGGUUGACCUCUCCUCUAUUCAUGCAUACAACUAUACCCAUUUGCAAUCAUUGUCGUGAGACUGACUCCCCUUUCUAAAAGUAGUUGUUUCAUUAUCGGUCCAAGUUUAGCAAUUUAUGUGGAUGUUCGUGAUUUCUGCAUGAUUAUUAUUAUUAUUAUUACAUGCUCAUCGUUGUCACGAGAGGGCCACACAUUUCUCGUCUUUGUCAACAUCAUGCUGAUGUAAAAACUAAAAAUAAACAAACUGUACUGUUUAUAAAAAAAAGGCUUCUUUGAAGUU
Molecule: messenger RNA, 2794 nt
Organism: Tigriopus californicus
Lineage: Eukaryota; Metazoa; Arthropoda; Copepoda; Harpacticoida; Harpacticidae
Product: homeobox protein abdominal-B-like
Exons: 2
Coding region: 374-2227 (617 amino acids)
Biological process (GO): regulation of transcription by RNA polymerase II
Cellular component (GO): nucleus
Molecular function (GO): DNA-binding transcription factor activity, RNA polymerase II-specific; RNA polymerase II cis-regulatory region sequence-specific DNA binding
Source: RefSeq, a predicted model, not a curated record